Molecule: messenger RNA, 1373 nt
Organism: Cherax quadricarinatus
Lineage: Eukaryota; Metazoa; Arthropoda; Malacostraca; Decapoda; Parastacidae
Source: RefSeq, a predicted model, not a curated record
CUAACAUAAGGUUAGAGCAGCUGACUGCAGGAGACGCUGGCAACGAUGCGGUCCCUUCAAAGUAUUCGUAGUCUUUUCUUGGCACCAGUGCGUUCAGGGUCGUUGCUGGAGGUAGUCACAUACACUGUCAUGGGCUCCUCUGCUAAACGAGAAUACUCUCAAGAGUUCCUUCAGAAGUGUUAUGACGACCAUCGGGCGUUAUGGGAGAGUAAAAAGCAACCAGAGAAUGUCAACCCUAGAGCUGUUUUUGCAAGCAAUGAACUAGAUCUUCGAGACAUUAAAGUCUAUGGCUUCGACUAUGACUAUACUUUAGCACAUUAUGAAGAAGCAGUUGAACACCUAAUAUAUGAUCUUGGAAAAAAUGUUUUGAUCUCCAAAUACAGGUAUCCUGAAGAAAUAAAAAAUCUGAAGUACAACCAUGGCUUUGCUGUUCGAGGUCUUCACUAUGACAUUAAACAAGGUCUCCUGAUGAAGUUGAACCAGUUUCAGCAGCUGCAGUUUGGAUCCAUAUAUCAAGGUCUAACUCCCCUUACCCAGGAGCAAGUCUUGAAAAUAUAUGGUAGCCGGUCGCUGUCACUGCAUUACAUAGAGGGACACAUGAGAGGACAAAACAAAAUGGCACACCUAGCAGAUCUCUUCUCGUUACCGGAAAUGUGUCUCCUAAGUCAGGUAGCACAGUACUUCCUUGACAACAACAUUCCCUACCAUUCUGUCCCACUCUUCAAUGAUGUUAAGGCAGCCAUUGCCAGCAUUCACCCUGAGAUGCAUCGUGUUGUUGGUCGCAACAUCAGCGAGUAUUUGAUCAAAGACCCAAGUCUCGUUGACUUUUUUGAUAGGUUAAAGAAACAUAACAAAGAAAUUUUCAUCAUAACCAACAGUCCAUUUUAUUUUGUAAAUGCUGGAAUGUCUUACAUAUUAGGAGAGAAUUGGCGUGACUACUUUGAUGUUGUGGUUGCUAAUGCCAAGAAACCAGCAUUCUUCACAGAUAGCAUGAGACCUUUCCGUGAGCUCAAUGAAGAGAUACACGUACAAACUUGGGGACCAGUAACCAGUCUGGAUAAAGGCAAAAUAUAUUUAGAGGGAAAUCUGCAGCAGCUACAGCAGGUGAAAGGUUGGCAAGGUCAAGAAGUUCUUUAUUUUGGUGACCAUCCAUACACCGAUCUAGCGGAUGUUUCUCUCAACCACAGUUGGAGAACAGGUGCUAUCAUAUGGGAAUUAGAUUAUGAGAUACAGUGCCUUAACUCUGAAGAAUACAAGAAAACAAGUGGCUGGCUGAUGAUCUUGCAGUCACUGAUAGAGAGCUGCCAAGACUUUGAGGAUGAAGAGUCCCGUAAAAUGAUAAAAAAAUGGGAAAUGGAAAGAGAUCAGCUAAG